Messenger RNA from Nestor notabilis (Kea), 438 nucleotides. It is a transcript of the gene SRRD, whose product is annotated as SRR1 domain containing. Gene Ontology annotation, biological process: microtubule-based process. The annotation marks the transcript as partial. Lineage: Eukaryota; Metazoa; Chordata; Aves; Psittaciformes; Psittacidae. The record is from RefSeq and is a predicted model, not a curated record. Gene Ontology annotation, cellular component: nucleus; cytoplasm. The transcript has 3 exons.
GUUUACCCGCAGGAGGGGAAACACGACGUUGAGGGAUCAGCCACGGUGUUCUACAUGGUGCACUGCGGGAAAGCCCUGUACAACAACCUGCUGUGGAGGAACUGGUCGGCAGAGGCCCUGUCCAAAAUGGUCAUCAUCGGGAACAGCUUCCAAGGGAUGGAGGAGAGGCUGUUGUCAAGAGUAUUGGAAAGAGAUUAUUCUUACAUAGCAAAGGUGUUGAAAGGGACGGAGGAAGCAGCGCUCCCCACUCACCCUCGCUACCUGGACACCUUCAACGAUACCUCUGUCCACUGGUUUCCCCUCCAAAAACUGCAGGAACUCUCCCCCGAGGUCUGGGAUUUCCUGGAGGAGCCGACAUACCAAGACUGUGAUGACUUGGAGAUCAUCAGGAGGGAGGAUGGAGCCGAGCGGUGCUGUCCUGCUGCCACCGAGGCCUGA